UAUGAAUGUGUUCCAUGCCCCAAAGGGAAGAUUUCAGAACAGAAUGAUAUGGAUGACUGCUUCAAAUGCCCAGAAGAUCAAUAUCCAAACAAUUACAGAGAUGGCUGCAUCCUCAAAUCUAGAAAGUUCCUUUCUUAUGAGGAACCUUUAGGGAUCAGUUUAACCUCAGUUGCCCUAGCCUUUUCCCUAAUCACAGCUUUGGUACUAGGAACUUUUAUUAAGCACAAAGAUACCCCCAUUGUCAAAGCCAACAACCGAGGCCUCACCUACAUUCUCCUGGUCUCCCUCCUGCUCUGCUUCCUCUCGUCUUUGCUAUUCCUUGGACAACCUGGGAAGGUGACCUGCCUUCUCUGUCAACCUACAUUUGGCAUUAAUUUCUCCAUGGCAAUUUCUUGUGUUUUGGCCAAAACCAUCACUGUAGUUCUUGCUUUUGUAGCCACAAAGCCUGGAUCUAGAUUGAUGAAGUACUUGGGCAAACAACUGCCCCAAUUGGUUGUCCUCUCAUGCUUGUUUAUUCAAGCAAGUAUUUGCCUGGUGUGGUUGGAAACCUCUCCCCCAUUCCCUGAGUUAGACAUGCACUCGGUACCUGGAGAAAUAAUUGUGCAAUGUAAUGAAGGGUCAGUUGCCAUGUUUUAUUGUGUCCUGGGCUAUAUGGGCUUCUUGGCCAUUGUCAGCUUCAUUGUGGCAUUCCUAGCCCGCAAGCUACCAGAUAGUUUUAAUGAAGCCAAGUUCAUUACAUUCAGCAUGUUGGUCUUUUGCAGUGUGUGGUUGUCUUUUGUUCCAACCUACCUGAGCACAAGAGGGAAAUACAUGGUCGCUGUGGAGAUCUUCUCCAUUUUGGCCUCCAGUGCUGGGUUACUGGGCUGCAUCUUUGCCCCUAAAUGCUACAUCAUUGUACUCAGGCCUGAGCUGAACAACAGAGAACAACUAAUACGGAGAAAGAAUUAA
Messenger RNA from Zootoca vivipara (common lizard), 948 nucleotides. RefSeq names its product vomeronasal type-2 receptor 26-like. NCBI's taxonomy places the organism in Eukaryota, Metazoa, Chordata, Lepidosauria, Squamata, Lacertidae. The record is from RefSeq and is a predicted model, not a curated record. Gene Ontology annotation, biological process: G protein-coupled receptor signaling pathway. Gene Ontology annotation, molecular function: G protein-coupled receptor activity. Gene Ontology annotation, cellular component: plasma membrane.